Messenger RNA from Galeopterus variegatus (Sunda flying lemur), 1792 nucleotides. It is a transcript of the gene ORAI3, whose product is annotated as ORAI calcium release-activated calcium modulator 3. NCBI's taxonomy places the organism in Eukaryota, Metazoa, Chordata, Mammalia, Dermoptera, Cynocephalidae. The transcript is spliced from 2 exons. Gene Ontology annotation, biological process: store-operated calcium entry. Gene Ontology annotation, cellular component: membrane. Gene Ontology annotation, molecular function: store-operated calcium channel activity. The record is from RefSeq and is a predicted model, not a curated record. The coding region runs from base 1 to 897 and encodes 298 amino acids.
AUGAAGGGCGCCGAGGGGGACGCGGGCGAGCAGGCCCCGCUGAACCCGGAGGCUGAGAGCCCCGCGGGCUCGGCCACGUACCGGGAGUUCGUGCACCGCGGCUACCUGGACCUCAUGGGGGCCAGCCAGCACUCGCUGCGGGCGCUCAGCUGGCGCCGCCUCUACCUCAGCCGAGCCAAGCUCAAAGCCUCCAGCCGCACGUCCGCCUUGCUCUCUGGCUUCGCCAUGGUGGCCAUGGUGGAGGUACAGCUGGAGAGCAACCAUGAAUACCCACCAGGCCUGCUGGUGGCCUUUAGUGCCUGUACCACUGUGCUGGUGGCUGUGCACCUCUUUGCACUCAUGGUCUCCACGUGUCUGCUGCCCCACAUUGAAGCUGUGAGCAACAUUCACAACCUCAACUCUGUCCACCAGUCUCCACACCAGCGGCUCCACCGCUACGUGGAGCUGGCCUGGGGCUUUUCCACUGCCUUGGGCACCUUCCUCUUCCUUGCUGAAGUUGUCUUGGUUGGUUGGGUCAAGUUUGUGCCCAUAGGGGCUCCCUUGGAUACACCGGCCCCUGUGGUACCUGCAACCCAGGUGCCUGGGACUCUGACUUCAGUGGCCACCUCCCUUAGUCCAGCUUCCAACCUCCCCCCACCUUCUGCUUCUGUAGCCCCAUCACACGCUGAGCCAUCAUCUGAGGCCUGCCCACCUCGGCAAGCAUGUGGUGGUAGUGGGACCCAUGGGCCAGGCUGGCAAGCAGCCAUGGCCUCCACAGCAAUCAUGGUACCUGUGGGGCUCGUGUUCGUGGCCUUUGCCCUGCAUUUCUACCGCUCUUUGGUGGCACACAAGACAGACCGCUACAAGCAAGAGCUGGAGGAGCUGAGUCGCCUGCAGGGGGAGCUGCAGGCUGUGUGAGGCUGGUGUCAGCCAUUGCUGCAGCACUGCCUGCCCCUCUUGUAGGGGUCUACCAGAGGCCCCAGGGGCCUGCAGACCUCAUUCCCUACCCCUGGCUGGAGCCACUUCCUGUGGGCCACUCUCAGGUAGACACCAGAUUCCUGCCCGCAGGGUCCUUUGGGCCAGGCCUUGGGGCAGCUCCCAUAUCCCCAGGGGUUUUUCCAUGUCCGUCCAUCCAAUGGGUUUUGUAAGUUCUACCCUGCACCUAGGCUGGGAGGAACAAGGGAGGAAGUGGAAGGUCCUCAGUCCAAGUACCAUGCGGUAGAUAGAGGGGAGGCAGGGAGACCCUGGUGGACCUGUGAUGCUGACCUUCAGUCCCUUGCUCCUGCACAAGAUGUGGAGGUCAGAAGGUUACAGGCCCACACAGCUGCCCCAAGAAGGCAGUCAACCCUUGCUUUAUUUUUGUAGAAUCUAUUUUAGAGUUGGCAUUUUGGGGAAUGAUUUCCCUGUCCCCAUACUUUGAGGGGUUCCACAUUCUUGCUUUAGUUGCUUUAGAGGGAUUUCUGCCCCAGGCAUAGGUCCAGCCUUUCCUAGAAGGAUCCUCCCUGUUUUUGGAGGUCCAAGUCAACCCCCCACUGUUGGUGACCUAUGGCCACACGCAGAAGGGGUGAUACCUGGUCCACUGCCCUAGGCCUUCAUUUAUGCAUCUAUACCCGGUUCUCACUCUCCUGGGCCAGGGCUGGAGGUUUUGGGAGACUGAGGGCCUCUGCCCCAGCCUGACUCCUUACCAAGGGUUGGGUGAGGAAGUUUUAAGGGAGAAGGUCCAUUAGCCUUCUAGUCAUUAGCCUGUGGAAUGCAGAGCUCUUCCGACACUGAAUUUUUGAUGCACCGUUUUGUACAAUAAACUGUGUUUCAC